AUGGCCAACAAAGCCGUGCCGCAAAUUCUUCAGAUCGGAUCUCUCAGGCUCAAUGGCUUCCUCUCAAAGCACGGCGUGGCCAACUUCCUUAACAUCCCCUAUGCGCAAAUUCCCGCUCGUUUCAAGACGGCGGUCCUGUAUGAUCCGGCGUCUUUGACUGGCGAUCUGGAUGCAAGUGACUAUGGCCCGCGAUGCCCCCAGCCCGCAGACCCCAUUCAUGGUGUCAUGCAGAAUAUGUUCGAGAGGCUGUCAAGCGAGCAGUACCCUAGCGAGUUUGACUGUUUGCACUUGAAUAUAUACGUACCGCCGGACUUUGAGCACCUUAGAGAGAGACUGCCGGUUUUUGCGUACAUUCAUGGCGGGGCUUUCAAUUGCGGUGACAACACCACCGAAUUUGACGGAAACCACCUUGUCAAACGAUCUAUGGAGCUCAACAGUCCGAUCAUCAUUGUCACAAUCAAUUAUCGCCUCAACGUCUUAGGCUUCAUGUCAUCCCGAGAACUCGCCGCUGAAGCGCAAGCAACGGGGGACGUGGUGAUCCGAAACCAGGGUCUCAAUGACCAGCGGCUGGCGUUGCAAUGGAUUCAGUCACAUAUCCAUCACUUUGGUGGGGAUCAGUCUCGUGUUACUCUCUCUGGGGAGUCAGCCGGCGCAGCCUCAGUGAUUUACCAUCUCAAAGGCGCCGAUGCCCUUUUCCGCCAGGCAAUCAUCCAAUCAACGCCGUGUCCUCAGCUAAGGUCGCUAGAUGAAUCACAAGCAGUAUUCGAUAAACUCGUUCGCUCCGCAGGCGUUGAGCCUUCUGCUCCGGCCGCCGUCAAGCUAGCGGCCUUGCGAAGCUUGCCGGUGGACAGCCUCAUCGCUGCAGCGGAUAUUCCGGGGCCUUCAUUCCCUAUCGAAGACCCCAACUGGUUUGCUGAUAAUGAACAGAGCAUUGAGAAUCCAGCGCAAUACUGGGGCUCGGUGGCUCCCUGGUGCUCUCGCGUGAUUAUCGGUCACACUAAAGAUGAAGCAGCUUUGUUCUAUUUGCCUUCGGUGAAAUCCCUUACCGAGACGGAGCUCACUCAGACACUUGGAGAGCUAUUCAAGGAUGAUCGAAUAGUCUCAUCUCUCCUGAAUACGCAGCUUUUCCGAUCAGCCCCAUCACCGUUACGUGCCCUGAUUGCGUACUGCACUCGCCAGGUCUUCCAAUGGCCAACUCAGAGUAUAGCUCAGACUAUGUCCGGUCAGGGACAAAAAGUAUAUGUCUACUCAAUCGAUGUGGAGGAUCCCUUUCCUGGACUACUGCAAGGGUUUGUCUGGCAUUCAUUUGGGGUCCCAGUGAUGUUCUAUCAGCCCUCGUGCCAGAAACACCAACAGCUGAAAAUCACCACCGACAUGAUGAGUGAGAAGCAUAUUGAUUUCAUCUACGGCAAAGAGCCCUGGGAGGAAUUCGGCGUUGCUGGAAGAAAGUGGAGCUGGAAUGGUCAGGAUUCAGGUUUAAUCGAUGUAGAGAGUAUGACUGACGACGUUCUUGCUCAACUGGAAGAAAAGUCCCUAAGGGAAUGUUAUCUGCAGAGGAGCCAACUAUUACUCGAACAUAGCGUGCAUAUGCAGUUUACAGCUCAGUGA
Molecule: messenger RNA, 1608 nt
Organism: Talaromyces atroroseus
Lineage: Eukaryota; Fungi; Ascomycota; Eurotiomycetes; Eurotiales; Trichocomaceae
Exons: 2
Coding region: 1-1608 (535 amino acids)
Source: RefSeq, a predicted model, not a curated record